Molecule: messenger RNA, 420 nt
Organism: Impatiens glandulifera
Lineage: Eukaryota; Viridiplantae; Streptophyta; Magnoliopsida; Ericales; Balsaminaceae
Product: protein FAM98A-like
Exons: 2
Coding region: 1-420 (139 amino acids)
Source: RefSeq, a predicted model, not a curated record
AUGGUGGAAAUUCAGGGUUGCUUGAGCAGAAAUGAUAAUGAACGACAGGAAUUUGCGGACUCCAUUGCAAGAAAGUUUCAAGCAAAGGAGAACGCAAAGGCUAAUGUUGAAAAAGAAAAACCUCGACCCGCUCAAGGUGAAUCAAGUAGAAGAAAUGAUGGUGUGUCAACCGGCACUAGAUCCAGACGAGCCCCAAGCAACGAUGAUAAUCAUAGGCCAACCAAGAGAGGUGGAGGUCGUAGUGGUGUUGAUCGUGGAGGCAGAAACAGUGGAGGUGGCCGUAGUAGGCUAUCCAAUGUUGAUCAAGGUGGUCGUGCCAGUGGUGGUGACUGUGGUGGAAGAUUAAGUGGAGGCAGUCGUGGUGGUCGCGGUUAUCCUCCUUAUCUCAACAUGCUUCCCGGUGGGAAUGCAGAAAACUGA